Sardina pilchardus (European sardine) is the source of this 871-nucleotide messenger RNA. Its product is annotated as chemokine-like factor. NCBI's taxonomy places the organism in Eukaryota, Metazoa, Chordata, Actinopteri, Clupeiformes, Clupeidae. The record is from RefSeq and is a predicted model, not a curated record. Gene Ontology annotation, cellular component: membrane. The transcript has 4 exons. Bases 27 to 497 code for a protein of 156 amino acids.
UGAGGAAGCCAGCAGCAAUACUGAAAAUGUGCAACGGAAGAAGCAGAGUCACUAUGACAGAAGACAUGUCGGCCAAAGGGGAGACAAGCUCAACCUCCGUAGAGGUCAAUACAGCUCUACUGAAAUCCAUUAAAGGAGGCCUGAAGAUUGCUGAAAUUGUGGUUGUUUUUGUGGCUUUCCUGUGCUAUGCAGUGGCCUCCAGGCCUCCCUACAUUGCUGCCACUCUUAUGGAGCUCCUGAUCACCACAGGCUUUCUGCUGCUCUAUCUCUUCAAACUCAACAAAACCAUCACAUUCUUCUUCUGGCCUCUCAUUGAUGUGUUGAACUCAGUCUUUGCAUCGGUGUUCAUGUUCAUUCUUAGUGUGGUGGCUCUCUCCACGGACACACUCACAGCCACUGUGGCCGGAGCGAUUGUGGGGUUCAUUUGUGCAAUUCUAUGGGGAGUUGAUGGUUUCCUACUGUUUAAGAAAAUCACCUUCAAUCAAAGGAGAACCUAACGGACACAGAUGUAUUUCACAUUGUGGACUGAGGCUGUCACAUGUGUGAAUGUGAUGCAACAUCAUUUAUUCAGAGACAUUGUUGUCCAUGCCUCAACUCUGGUGUAUUUUUUCCUGGAUGAUAGGAUCAAUAUCAUCAUUCUGUAAUGGGAGUUGUCACUUGCAUUUUAAUGUUCAAAGCAUUAUUCCAAAAGACAGGUAAAUAGUCCUACCUCAAUUUGGACAUGGGCCGUUUUAAAAAGGUGUACUUACAAAUGUGUGCAUUUUAUCCACUUGUAGCCUAAUUGAGGACCCAGUACUGAUCUGCUAGUAGACUGCUGACUGCCCUAUAGUCUGAAGGCUUCCAUGUCCACCAUGCAUUGUUUAAUUAAAGG